Eutrema salsugineum is the source of this 2114-nucleotide messenger RNA. Its product is annotated as pectinesterase 1. Gene Ontology annotation, molecular function: pectinesterase inhibitor activity; pectinesterase activity. The transcript is spliced from 2 exons. The coding region runs from base 160 to 1917 and encodes 585 amino acids. Lineage: Eukaryota; Viridiplantae; Streptophyta; Magnoliopsida; Brassicales; Brassicaceae. The record is from RefSeq and is a predicted model, not a curated record. Gene Ontology annotation, biological process: cell wall modification.
AUUCACUCUUCUACACUUUAUAUUUAUAAAAAGACAACAACACAUGUCUCUCUGACAUUAACAAAAGAACAUAACAAACAAACCCCCAAAAAAAUCUUAGUUUUUAGAAAACCCAGAAACCUAAAAAAAGGAGCUUGCUUUAAGCCACUUAUAGGAUUUAUGGAUUCUGUGAAUUCCUUCAAAGGAUAUGGGAAAGUAGACGAAGCUCAAGAUUUAGCUUUGAAGAAAAAGACAAGAAAGCGUCUAAUUAUACUAUCAGUCUCCGUCGUAAUCCUCGUCGCGGUAAUAAUCGCCGCCGUAGUCGCCACCGUCGUUCACAACAAGAAAAAAAACUCGUCCGAGUCAACACCGAGUUCACCUUCCGAGUUAUCACCGUCCACUUCACUUAAAUCCAUUUGCAGCGUGACUCGUUUCCCUGAAUCUUGCUUCUACAGUAUCUCAAAGCUUCCGUCUUCCAACACAACAGAUCCAGAGAUUCUCUUCAAGCUCUCGCUGAAAGUAAUCAUCGACGAGCUCGAUUCGAUUUCCGAUUUACCGGAAAAGCUAUCCAACGGCACCAAAGACGAGAGGAUCAAAUCGGCGUUAAGGGUUUGCGGGAAUCUCAUCGAAGAUGCGUUGGAUCGACUCAACGACACCGUUUCCGCCAUGGACGCGUUCGACGACGGUGAGAAGAAAACUCUAACCUCGUCGAAAAUCGACGAUCUCAAAACAUGGCUAAGCGCAACGGUCACGGAUCACGAGACGUGUUUCGACUCGAUAGACGAGUUGGCUCAGAACAAGACAGAGUACGCGAACUCGACGAUUACUCAGAAUCUGAAAUCCGCCAUGAGCAGAUCCACGGAGUUCACAAGCAACAGUCUUGCGAUCGUGUCGAAGAUCCUCGCUGCGUUAAGCAAUUUGGGGAUUCCGAUUCACGGAAGAAGACGGCUUUUGUCGAAUCAGCAGCCGGAAUGGGCGAGACGGAGGUUGUUGCAGACAGAGAAUUUGAAGCCUGAUGUGACGGUGGCUGCUGAUGGAUCCGGCGAUGUGAAGACGGUGAACGAGGCGGUGUUGAAGGUGCCGAAGAAGAGUAAGAAGGUGUUUGUGAUUUAUGUGAAAGCUGGAAGGUAUGUUGAGAACGUGGUGAUGGAUAAGAGUAAGUGGAAUGUUAUGAUCUUCGGCGACGGCAAAGAAAAGACCAUUAUUUCCGGCAAUAAGAACUUCAUCGACGGGACUCCUACUUAUGCAACGGCGACGUUUGCUAUACAAGGGAAAGGAUUUAUAAUGAAAGAUAUCGGAAUCAUAAACACCGCCGGAGCAGAGAAACACCAGGCGGUGGCAUUCCGAUCAGGCUCCGAUUUCUCCGUUUAUCACCGAUGCUCUUUCGACGGUUAUCAAGACACUCUUUACCCUCACUCCAACCGCCAGUUCUACCGCGACUGCGACGUCACCGGAACGAUCGACUUCAUCUUCGGCAGCGCCGCCGUCGUUUUCCAAGGCUGCAAAAUCAUGCCACGUCAGCCACUUCCGAGACAGUUCAACACGAUAACCGCUCAGGGCAAAAAAGACCCGAACCAAAACUCCGGUAUGUCGAUUCAGCGGUGCACCAUCUCCGGCAACGGCAAUGUCACAGCUCCGACGUAUCUUGGCCGGCCGUGGAAGGAGUUUUCCACGACGGUUAUUAUGGAGACGGAGAUUGGACCGGUGGUUCGACCUUCUGGGUGGAUGUCUUGGGUUUCCGGCGUUGACCCGCCGGCGAGUAUUGUGUACGGUGAGUAUAAGAAUACGGGUCCCGGGUCGGAUGUGGCCCAGAGAGUUAAAUGGGCCGGGUAUAAACCGGUUAUGUCGGCGGAGGAGGCAGCCAAGUUUACGGUGACUACGCUUUUACAUGGCGGUGAUUGGAUACCGGCGACGGGAGUGACGCAUCAGCUAUCUUAAUUAAAGUGACAUAAUGAAUACUUGGAUUUUUAGAUUUUUUUUUAUAUGAAAACAUCCGCCAAAUUUUACCAACAUUUUGUUUAUUUGACACGGUUGUAUUGUAUGGUCUGUUCUUUGCCCGAAUUAGCAGUAUUUUGUGUACUUUUUAUUCUUGACUUUUGAGGUGAAAAAUGAUCAGAGCUACAAAGUAUACGCAA